This is a messenger RNA of Entrophospora candida, 1085 nucleotides long. NCBI's taxonomy places the organism in Eukaryota, Fungi, Glomeromycota, Glomeromycetes, Entrophosporales, Entrophosporaceae. The record is from the annotation of a GenBank genome assembly.
AAGCAACCGAAUCAAAAGAUUAUAGAGGUGGCGGUGAUUUUUCAAAAUUUGAAUCUACAAAUCCAACAACUCAUAAUGUGACGCAAGCAAAAAAUGAAAAUACUGAUGGAAUCCAUAAAAAAAGAAAACGAAGUUCUUCUGAAAUUGCUGGAAAUGAUCCUGUGGAAAAUAAUUCUGCUGUAAAAACAAAAGAUCAAGUUCCAAUCAAAACCUUUUAUGAAUACGUGGAACAAUUUGCUCGAGAUUUUAAUCAGGAUGAUUUGGAUUUUCUAACAGUAAAGCCCAGGGAUUUAAGAUAUUAUGAAUUUCCUAAACUUGGAAGACAUUAUUCAGAAGUUUGGGAGGAGGAAGAUCAAGCAGCUCUUUUAUCACAAAAAACAAAUAAAAUAGAUGAUCAAUAUUCAAAUGGAAUGUCUGGUUCAUCAAAAAUUGAAAUCACAGAAUGCGAGGAAUUUCUUGGGCCGGUAACAGAACGUUUAGUUUCAUUGUUCAUGGAUUACAAGGAAUCAAUGCAACCAAUCGUCCAACAAGAAAAUUUUCAACACUUUUCACAAACAAAUGGUCAUAACAAUAAUGGUCAUUGUGGUAUUAAUAACGUUCUGACAGAAAUUGAUGAAAAAAAUCCUAUAAAGGAAGUAAUUACACGAAGUAUUGUUAUUGACAAUGAAAGGAUUUUAAGAGAGUUGAAAGCUGUUGAUCUUACAGAUAAGGAAGACCUUAAAUGGGAUGAAAGAGAUGACGAUGAAAUAAGUAUCGAAUUACAUCAUCUUCAAAAAAGAUUGUUGGAAUUGGAGAGGAGGAAUGCUUAUCGUAAAUCUGUCAUCAAAGAACGUUCUGAAAAGGAUAAAAAUAAGACCGUAAAGAAAGCAAAAACCAGUUCUAAAAAAACUGCUUGUACAGAUGAAGAAAUAAAAAAGCAUAUUGAAAGACGUAAAGAAUUAAAAAAAUUAAUUGGAGAGAAAUGGGGAGAUACAGAAACUUUCAAAGUACCUUUUGAAUCUAUUUUCAAUGAAGAAGACAUGAACAAUUAUGUGUAUAAAGUUGAUGGAUCGGUUGAAACACCUAUUGAUAAAAAUAAUAUUUAA